GAUCUCUAUAAUAAUAAUAUCACCUCCUCACAAUGGCCCUCCCCCCAGAACAAAUAAACAUCAAACGCCGCCGCGAAGAAGAACCAGUGGAAACACUUUAUAUCCAAUCUGAACUCCACCAAACAAAACGCCGCUUCACAGACUUCGUCUUCCAACGAGUCACUAUCAGUGGCAAAGAUGGGUCCCGUGUUGGUAGUGAUGGCGACGCUGGUCAGGAGUCAAGUAGUUCCUCGCCAGCUAUCCCGCCGCCAGGAAGAGUCUUGAAGACGCCAAGGUCGGUGAGUAGUUUGAAGGUUUCCAAGGGGGCAGGGAGGAAUCCCUUUGCUGGUCUGGGUAUUGGGGGUGCGAGUGGGAAUGGGAGUAGUGCUGGUGGUGCUGGGGUGCCGUUGGUGAGGGCUACGUCGCCGGGUGCGGAGUUUCGGGAGGAGAAGCGUCUUGCGGCGGCGAGGAAGGAGAAGGAGGAGAAGAUUAAGAGGGCGUUGCAUUCGUCUGCGACUGCUCCUGUGCCUGCACCCGCGGCUGGACCUGCGCCUGCGCCUGCGCCCGCGCCGGCGAAAACUGGGUCUGAAUCUCCUGUGCCUGCGAGUCGUAGUGGGAGUGGGCGUGCUAGUCCGGCAUCUGCUGUAUCUUCAUCUGAAAAGGGGGCAGGGAAGACGGGCGUAUCCGCGUCAGUACGCCGCUUCCAGAUCUCGCGGUCCGUGGAUCUCCGUCGGAGUGUCGAGGGGGGCAUCCAGAAGCGAAAGGGUCAAUCAGGUGAUGCCGUGGCGGUUCUGGUUGAGAAGUUAAGGGGCAAGUCGCAUUCGCGAAAGGCGUCGAUGGUGGUGGAUCAUUUAUCCCAGGUGGGUGAUGGUGCGAAAGCUGCUGUUGCUGCUGCCGCGGUGGAAGAGCCCGCGCGGCCUAGGAAACGGCCUGUCGUGAACCAGGCUGAGAAGAAGUGGCGAGAGGAGAGGAAAAAUGCGAUUUCCGCUGCGAAACAGAAUAUCUCGCACGUAAUGGAUAAAGGAGAGGAUGAAUCGGAGCGGCUGGCACAGCAAUUUGAACAGAUUGCUCUGGAGCUGGAUGGAGAUGGUGACAGUGUGAUCAAAGAUACAGAAAUGAGCGCAGCACCCGCACCAAAAACCUACCCAACACAACCAAAGCCACCACUUAAAUACCAACCCCGAACACCAACCAAGGCCCGUCCAACAGAGACAAAAACACCUUCAAAACCACCCACCGAACACAAAACCGGCGAAGCAGUCGAAACCGACUCAGACAGCGACGAAGACUACGUCUACGACGUCUACAUCCGCAAACCCCUCCCAGAAGCCGGCCUCUUCUCCAACCCCCUCACAGACCUUGAAACCGACCAAGACGCGUGGUUCCGCCAGAACGGCAUCGACACGACACGCCAGGACAUUGGUGUCAUCGUCAUUACGCAGGAAGAUGAAGGGUACUGGGAGAACUUUGUCGAGAGUGAUGAUGAUGAGGAGUGGGAUGAUGAGGAUGCGGAUUCGAAUGCGGAAAAUAACCCCGCAAACGACUACCCUGACGAAGAACUCUCCUGGGACGACGAGGACGACGACCCGUCAGCUGUGUAUGGGAGGUAUCGCCAUAACGCAGUUUCUGAUGACGAGGAAUUUGAAUUUGAUGAUUCUGCGAGUGAGGCGUAUGGUGCGAGUAGUAGGAGGUAUGGACGGUUUGGGUAUACGCAGGAUUAUUCGGAUGAUGAGGAUGGGUAUUAG
Molecule: messenger RNA, 1724 nt
Organism: Aspergillus glaucus CBS 516.65
Lineage: Eukaryota; Fungi; Ascomycota; Eurotiomycetes; Eurotiales; Aspergillaceae
Product: Iwr1 domain-containing protein
Exons: 3
Coding region: 33-1724 (563 amino acids)
Biological process (GO): protein import into nucleus
Cellular component (GO): cytoplasm
Source: RefSeq, a predicted model, not a curated record